Ricinus communis (castor bean) is the source of this 1485-nucleotide messenger RNA. RefSeq names its product ethylene-responsive transcription factor ERF113. Gene Ontology annotation, molecular function: DNA binding; DNA-binding transcription factor activity. Bases 396 to 1145 code for a protein of 249 amino acids. The transcript is spliced from 2 exons. Gene Ontology annotation, biological process: ethylene-activated signaling pathway; regulation of DNA-templated transcription. Lineage: Eukaryota; Viridiplantae; Streptophyta; Magnoliopsida; Malpighiales; Euphorbiaceae. The record is from RefSeq and is a predicted model, not a curated record.
AAUUCUCAAACCCAAUUUCCCCUCUUCUGCCCUCUCCCUUUUGUAAUUAUUAUUACUAUUAUUUAUUUUUAUUUUCUCUCUCUCUCUCUCUUUCUCUCUCUCUCUAUGUGCCUUGCAUUCGAUCUGAUCCUUGAAUCUUGAAUCUUGAAUCUUGAUAUAUAUAUAUCCCGAGUUUUAAGCCAAAGCUUGCAAAUCUACUUCCUAAAUUACAGCGCCCUACGCCACAAGCAUAUCAUUUCAUGCCCCAGGGAAGUAGAUAAUUGUAUAUAUAAAUUCCAUUUUCAAAAGUGGAUCGAAGGCAUGGAAAGAGGCCACUUCCAUCGGAAGCAUCAGAGGAGAAAGAGAAAGAACAUCAUGACUUCUCUUCUUAUUCAUCUUCUUGGUCUGAAACAGACAUGUCUGCUAUGGUUUCAGCUCUCUCUCAAGUCAUCGCUACUUCUGCCGAUGAUAAUAAGCCUACUGUGGUGCAAUCAGCCCCACUUGCAGUAGAGCAAUCCCUUGUCAAAGAAGAACUUGACCAGUCCCAACCUACCCAAGAUCAAGAAAAUACAAGGAGAAGACACUAUAGGGGAGUAAGACAAAGGCCAUGGGGAAAAUGGGCAGCUGAAAUACGUGAUCCUAAGAAGGCGGCUAGAGUGUGGCUUGGCACUUUUGACACGGCUGAGGAUGCAGCCCUUGCAUAUGACAAAGCAGCUCUAAAGUUCAAAGGCACAAAGGCUAAGCUUAAUUUUCCCGAAAGAGUUCAAGGGAAACCUGAGUUUAGCUACUUCAUGACUACUUCCGGUGACUCAAGUAGUAGCAUCUCUCCUGGACAAAAUCCAAUGCUAAUGGCCCCUCCCGCUUCUUCUUAUCUUCCUCCACCUCCUCCUCCAUCCUUCCCACAAGAAACUUACCCAGACUUGCUUCAAUAUGCACAAAUUCUUUCUAGUACUGACGCGAGUUUCCCAUAUUACACUUCAAAUCUGUUUAAUCAACAGCCUUAUACUCCCCAUUACUCAUCCAAUGAACCAUCAUCAACAUUUUUAUCGCAGCAACAACAACAGCAUCAGCAGCAAGAUCUGAUGAGAUUCUCUCCAUGGUUCGACAGCUCCUCUGGUUCUGAUUACCAAGAACAUGGGAAGGACUCUAGUAACCCUAGCGAGUAGUAUCUUUGCUUUCCUAUAUUAAUUAAAGGCAUAAAACAUUCAUAUGGUAUCCAUUAGUUGAAGGAUAUGAUAAUGCACGUUAAUUAGUACCAUUUCUAUGAGAAUCCAUCCAUCAUGGAAAAGAGCUUUUAAGUAGUUUUUUGUAAUUUUAUUGAAGCUCUUCUAUAUUAAUUGUACCCAUUUUUUCUGGAUGCCUGACGACAGUAAUAUUAGUCACAGCCAGUGAUUGCCUUCCUGAAUUUGGGGUCUGUAAGCUUAUAUUUGGACGGUAAGAGAGAUUUUGACUACUGUUGUACUUUCUUCUUCUUGUUGUUCUAUUUGAAGUAAAUUUGCAUGGUAA